AUGACCGCCAAAGACGAACACAUCGCCGUAACCCGGUUCCGCGAAUUCCUGAGAGUCAAAACGGUUCAGCCAAAACCCGACUAUGUGGGAUGUGAGGCGUUCUUGAAGAAGUAUGCUGAGGAGUUGGGGUUGGCUUACACAGGCGUCGAGUGCGUGAAGGGCAAGCCCAUCUGCAUUCUAACCUGGGCCGGCACGGACGCCUCGCUGCCGUCCAUUAUGCUCAACUGCCACUCGGAUGUUGUACCUGUCAGCGCUGACAAGUGGACGCAUGAUCCUUUUGCGGCGGAUAAGCUGGAGAAUGGGGAUAUCAUUGCCAGAGGAGCGCAGGAUAUGAAGUGUGUCGGAAUCCAGUACCUGGAAGCCAUCCGCAUCUUGAAGCAGCAGCAAAAGGUCCAGCUGAAGCGGACAUUGCAUGUAACCUUUGUGCCCGAUGAAGAGAUCGGCGGUCAAGACGGAAUGAAACUGUUUGUCAAGACGGACGACUACAAGAAGCUCAACAUCGGAUUCGCGCUCGAUGAAGGGCUGGCCAAUCCCGGGGAUGCGUACAAGGUGUUUUAUGGCGAACGCGCGCCGUGGUGGUUGACCAUUACCGCCAAGGGAAAAGCCGGCCAUGGAAGCCAGUUCCUUGAGCCGUCCGCCACCGUUCGCCUGCUCAAAGUCCUCAACAGAUUCCUCGCCUUCCGCGACUCCGAAUCCAACCGCCUCAAACACGGUCGCACCGCCAAAUCCGUCCCCUUCCAGCUCGGCGACGUGACCACCACCAACAUCACCAUCCUCAAAGCCGGCGUGCAGCACAAUGUUGUGCCCGAGACCGCGUCCGCUGGCAUCGAUAUCCGCGUGGCGCCUACAGUGGAUUUGAAUGCGUUCAAGGAGAUGAUUGAGGGGUGGUGUGCCGAGCAGGAUGUGGGGAUUGAGUAUGUGAAUACGUUUUGGUCGAAUGCAACGACGGCGCCGGAGGAUCAUAACCCUUGGUGGAGGUUGUUGAAGGGUGUUGCGGAGAAACGGAAAGUCGACUUGGAACCGGAAAUCUUCCCCGCCGCAACAGACUCCCGCUACAUCCGCGAAAUCGGCAUCCCAGCGUUCGGCAUCUCGCCCAUGCGCAACACCCCCGUCCUCCUGCACGACCAUGACGAGUACCUCAACGAACGCGUCUUCCUCGACGGCGUCGAUUUCUACACGGAUCUCGUGCCAGCGCUGGCCAACAACACCGAGGAGUUGGUGGAGCGGUAA
Messenger RNA from Fimicolochytrium jonesii, 1230 nucleotides. RefSeq lists its product as uncharacterized. Gene Ontology annotation, biological process: amino acid metabolic process. Gene Ontology annotation, cellular component: cytoplasm. The coding region runs from base 1 to 1230 and encodes 409 amino acids. Lineage: Eukaryota; Fungi; Chytridiomycota; Chytridiomycetes; Spizellomycetales; Powellomycetaceae. The record is from RefSeq and is a predicted model, not a curated record. The transcript has 9 exons. Gene Ontology annotation, molecular function: aminoacylase activity.